Orcinus orca (killer whale) is the source of this 462-nucleotide messenger RNA. RefSeq names its product histone H3.3A-like. Gene Ontology annotation, molecular function: protein heterodimerization activity; DNA binding; structural constituent of chromatin. Gene Ontology annotation, cellular component: nucleosome. Lineage: Eukaryota; Metazoa; Chordata; Mammalia; Artiodactyla; Delphinidae. The annotation marks the transcript as partial. The transcript has a single exon. The record is from RefSeq and is a predicted model, not a curated record.
AAGAAAUUGGCCCGAACCAAGCAGACUGCUCGUAAGUCCACGGGUGGCAAAGCGCCCCGCAAACAGCUGGCCACUAAAGCGGCCAGGAAAAGCGCCCCCUCUACCGGCGGGGUGAAAAAACCUCAUCGCUACAGGCCCGGGACUCUUGCGCUUCGAGAAAUCCGUUGUUACCAGAAAUCCACCGAGCUUCUGAUCCGGAAGCUGCCUUUCCAGAGGUUGGUGAGGGAGAUCGCCCAGGAUUUCAAAACCAACUUGAGGUUCCUGAGUGUCGCCAUUGGUGCGCUUCAGGAGGCUAGUGAAGCGUACCUGGUGGGUUUAUUUGAAGAUACUAAUUUGUGUGCCAUCCACGCUAAGAGAGUCACCAUCAUGCCCAAAGACAUCCAGUUGGCUCGCCGGAUAUGGGGAGAGAGAGCUUAAGUGAAGGCAGUUUUUAUGGUGUUUUGUAGUAAAUUCUGUAAAAUA